Molecule: messenger RNA, 6291 nt
Organism: Rana temporaria (common frog)
Lineage: Eukaryota; Metazoa; Chordata; Amphibia; Anura; Ranidae
Gene: TLL1
Product: tolloid like 1
Exons: 22
Coding region: 1050-4196 (1048 amino acids)
Biological process (GO): proteolysis
Molecular function (GO): calcium ion binding; zinc ion binding; metalloendopeptidase activity
Source: RefSeq, a predicted model, not a curated record
GCCCAAUAUCCAUGCCCUGGGGCCAGACAGGACAGAGAAUCGAGCCGGACUUCUGAUUCAGAUGGGCAAUAGUGCAGUUUUCCAAAGCUUGGUGUCAAAUGUGACACCCUAACGGGAUUGGAGAUCUAUCUGUGAGAGAGCCCCCCUCCCAUCAGAUUGGGGGGGAGGAGAGGAGGAGGGGCGGGAGGCUGAGCUCUGUAAAUCUCACCUUACUUUGCUACGACUUUCAAAUGUAAUUACCACACCGGGAUUAUCAAUAGACUGAUCAGGCGGUGCGCUCCCUGCCUGUGCGGCUCCCUGCCUGGCCUGACUACACGAGCCUGUCCCCAUCUCUACACACACCAUCUCUCCUCCAGCGGGGACACGCGUCCUCAUUGAAGGAUCGCUCCAGGCUCAUCUCCAGCAAUAGUUCCAUUUUAUUUUCAUAGUUGACUUUUCCUUUGGCUUGGACUCUCCCGAUCAAUGAAUGGAUCUUUUAUGAAGGCUGAGCUGUGGGGACCAGAAGUGAAGCUGAUCUGAGAAAUCCUCAUCGAGGUGUGAGUGUGCUGGGAUCCGAUCGAUCACAGAUUGUACAAAGGAGUCAUUGGGAUGCUGUGUGUAUGGGACCUUUGUUGGUUUCUUUCCCUAGUGUGAAUGGCCCCGUUAGUCUGAUGUAGUACGAUCCUCCCUUGUUUUUAUUAUUAUUUUGAUUCUUGCCAUCACCCCGAUCCUAGCUUCUCAGAUGUGCUGUCUGUCGGAUCAGGUCCUCCUGGCAGCCGGCCUAUGUAGUAGCAGAAAGUGGAAGUGGAUGAUCGAGCCGGAGAGCCCUGUGUGCAGGCGGCACUCAUAGACGAUCGAUCGAUCCAGUGUUAUGAUCCCAAGUGAAAAGCAUCGCUCCGAUCAUUAGACAGCGGCCGAUCCCACCUGGAAACUCCCCUCCCCCCUCGUUCUGCUCCAUGCACAGUGAUCGCCUAUCCGAUCUCAUGAGACAAGGACAAGGCUUCUAGUUUGGGGAUCCCCAGCCGGCGAUCGGUCUCCUCCUGUCACAGAUCUGCAGCUAAAGUAGUGACAUGAAAAUGCUCUCCUGGAUCCUCUUCCUGCUGACUGGCUGGACUUUGUGUGAAAAGUUAUCUCUGUGCCAUGGCCUGGGAUUCGAGGACGAUCCGCUCUAUUACGAUGAGGAGAAAGCCGAUUCCUUCGAAUACAGCGAUCCCUGCAAAGCACCUGUCUUUUGGGGAGACAUUGCCUUAGAUGAAGAAGACUUAAAAAUGUUCCAAAUAGACAGAACAAUUGACCUCACUCAGCACUCUAAUGAUAAGUUGGGACACACCACAGGUGGCCUUGAAGAGAAUGAUCUAUCAAAAAAAAGAGGAGCACUCUCUCAGCUUAUAGAAAGGAUAAGAAGAUUUGGCUCUGGUCAUGAGCGCACAAAUGCAACUAGUGAAAAGGUAAAUCUAAAAUCCUCAGGGAGAAAUGAGAAGAGGAGAAUUCCCAGAGCUGCUACAUCACGGUCUGAAAGAAUAUGGCCUGGGGGAGUUAUACCAUAUGUUAUUGGAGGCAACUUCACUGGCAGCCAGAGGGCUAUGUUCAAGCAGGCCAUGAGACACUGGGAGAAACAUACCUGUGUGACAUUUAUAGAGCGUGCUGAUGAGGAGAGCUACAUUGUGUUUACAUAUAGGCCUUGUGGGUGCUGCUCUUAUGUGGGACGAAGAGGAAAUGGCCCUCAGGCAAUAUCAAUAGGCAAAAACUGUGAUAAAUUUGGCAUUGUGGUCCAUGAGCUGGGUCAUGUCAUUGGCUUUUGGCAUGAGCACACUCGACCGGAUCGAGAUGAUCAUGUGGCAAUCAUCAGGGAAAAUAUACAACCGGGUCAAGAAUACAACUUUCUGAAAAUGGAGCCUGGUGAGGUGAACUCUCAGGGAGAGCCAUAUGACUUUGACAGCAUCAUGCACUAUGCAAGGAACACCUUCUCAAGGGGUAUGUUUCUGGAUACAAUUCUUCCAUCCCGCGAUGAAAAUGGUGUGAGGCCUCCUAUAGGUCAACGAACACGUCUCAGUAAAGGAGAUGUUGCACAGGCAAGGAAGCUGUAUAGAUGUCCAGCUUGUGGAGAAACAUUACAAGAUUCCACAGGCAACUUCUCAUCUCCUGGAUUUCCAAAUGGUUAUCCUUCAUACACACACUGCAUAUGGAGAAUUUCCGUCACCCCAGGAGAGAAGAUUGUCCUGAAUUUUACAACUAUGGACCUUUAUAAGAGCAGUCUCUGUUGGUAUGACUAUAUUGAAGUUCGAGACGGUUACUGGAGAAAAUCCCCUCUGCUAGGCAGGUUUUGUGGUGAUAAACUGCCAGAGGUCCUGACAACAACAGACAGCAGAAUGUGGAUAGAGUUUCGAAGCAGCAGUAACUGGGUUGGAAAAGGAUUUGCUGCAGUUUAUGAAGCUAUUUGUGGAGGAGAAAUUCACAAAGAUUCUGGCCAGAUUCAGUCCCCCAAUUAUCCAGAUGACUAUAGGCCAUCCAAGGAAUGUAUAUGGAAAAUAACAGUAGCUGAAAAUUACAAUGUUGGAUUAACCUUCCAGGCAUUUGAGAUAGAGCGUCAUGACACCUGUGCUUAUGAUUACCUGGAAGUACGAGAUGGUAAUAGUGAGAACAGCCCCCUUAUUGGACAUUUCUGUGGCUAUGAUAAACCAGAUGAUAUCAGAUCUACCUCUAAUACCCUGUGGAUGAAGUUUGUCUCAGAUGCAACUGUAAACAAAGCUGGGUUUGCUGCUAAUUUCCUAAAAGAGGAAGAUGAAUGUGCCAAACCAGACAAUGGGGGCUGCGAACAGCGCUGUAUUAACACUCUUGGAAGUUAUAAAUGUUCCUGUGAUCCUGGCUAUGAGCUUGGUCCUGACAAGAAGAGCUGUGAAGCUGCAUGUGGAGGGCUGUUAACCAAGCUGAAUGGAACAAUAACCACUCCAGCCUGGCCCAAAGAAUAUCCACCAAACAAGAACUGUGUCUGGCAAGUUGUUGCUCCUUCUCAGUACAGGAUAUCAGUGAAGUUUGAAUACUUUGAAUUAGAGGGUAAUGAAGUCUGCAAGUAUGAUUUUGUGGAGAUAAGAAGUGGGUUAUCUUCAGAUUCCAAGUUACAUGGAAAAUUCUGUGGAACAGAAGUGCCUGAAGUCAUUACUUCACAAUACAAUAAUAUGAGAAUUGAAUUCCGGUCUGACAAUACGGUUUCAAAAAAGGGCUUCCGUGCACUCUUCUUUUCAGACAAGAAAGCUGCCUGCAAAGAGAAAAUUUUUAUUUUUGAAUCUUGCAAGGACUUGACAAAAAGUGUUCCGUCAGGUCGUGUACGUAUAUUUGACAGACUGGUGGCCUCUGAAAGGAUCAGAGACAAAGAUGAAUGUUCAAAAGAAAAUGGGGGUUGCCAACAUGAAUGCAUCAACACAAUUGGCAGCUAUGUUUGCCAAUGCCGCAAUGGAUUUGUACUCCACGAGAACAAACAUGAUUGUAAAGAAGCUGAAUGUGAACAUAGAAUUCAUAGCCCGAAUGGAGUGAUAACAAGCCCCAACUGGCCAGACAAGUAUCCAAGUCGUAAGGAAUGUACUUGGGAAAUAAGUUCCACUCCAGGUCAUAGGGUUAAGCUAGCAUUCAGUGAAUUUGAGAUUGAGCAGCAUCAGGAAUGUGCAUAUGACCACCUAGAGGUUUUUGAUGGUGAAACGGACAAGUCAUCUAUCCUGGGAAGAUUAUGCGGUAAUAAAAUUCCAGAGCCUUUAAUUGCUACGGGAAAUGAGAUGUUUCUACGUUUUGUGUCUGAUGCAUCAGUACAAAGGAAAGGAUUUCAAGCCACCCAUUCCACAGAGUGUGGCGGCAGACUGAAACCGGAUACAAAGCCCAGAGACCUGUUCUCUCACGCCCAGUUUGGUGACAACAACUACCCUGUCCAGGCAGAUUGCGAGUGGUUGUUGGUAUCUGAAAGAGGUCUUCGUGUUGAGCUAAGCUUUCCAACAUUUGAGGUGGAGGAGGAAGCAGACUGUGGCUAUGAUUACAUGGAGCUGUUCGAUGGCCAUGACACAUCAGCAAUAAGACUGGGUCGAUACUGUGGAUCAGGGCCUCCAGAAGAAAUUAUAUCCACUGGAGAUGCAAUACUAAUUCAUUUUCACACUGAUGAUACAAUCAGCAAGAAGGGAUUUCAUAUACGAUACAAAAGUGUAAAGUAUCAAGAUAUCCUUCACACCAAAUAACACAGGAAUUCACUGUAACCCAAUGGGGCAUAAUAGGAUCUAUGCGCGAACUUGAGAAGGAAAUAUUUUUUUUACUAACGUUAUUAGUGCAAAUGUUUUAUAUCGUAAAUAGAAAUGGAGCAUCAUUGCAAAGACUGCACUGAUCAUGUUUGGACCAUGUCAGCACCUAAAAGACAUUGACAAUUAAGCAGGGUGAUGACCUUUACUGACAUUGAACACAGGGUAUUGCAUGUUGCUAGGGAGGCUAUGGAGGGAAUUUACACCAAAAUGACCAUAAAAAACAUUGUGGGAUAUUUCUUUUUAUUGUAUUUUCCAGCAAAGUGUUAAAUAUAGUAAUGGAAAAAUGGUCAUUUUAAACUGGUGGCUAUGACCUACAAUAUGUUGAGCUAUUUUACAUUUUGACAGUCCACAGCAUCAAAAGUAAACACUUCAAUAUGUAAAAGAAAGGUCAUUACAAUAAUUUAUACUCUGUAGAAAUCGUUGUAGGUCAGUUUUGUGAAUUUCCCCUUAAGCGCUUUCAUACUUCACUUGACAUUUGUCAAUGUUUCUUGCAAAAUCAAUCUGCACCACUCGCUGAAAGUCAACCCAAGGACAGCUAUACCUUCUGACUAUUGCCUCAGAAGAAAAAAAAACAAGAUGAAAAAGGUCCUGCAGGCCAUAGACUUAUGUGUUCACAGAAUUUAUUAGACUUUUGUGCUUGACAGGCUGCUGCUUAUGCAAAUAAAAUGGCAUACGGAAUACAAAAUGAGAAGAUGUUUAAGAAGUUGAUCUGAAACCAAGUCAGGAUUCCCCCAUUUAUCCAGUAAAACAACAACGCCUAGGACCUGGGAACCUAAAGCCUCUUUGUUUCUGCACAGACGCCUGUUUUAUUUCCAAGAAACUGUUUUGUUCCAUCGUUGUAACCAUCAUUUAUAUGAAUGUAAAUUUCCCCCCCUCUCCACUACAUUCAUAACGUGAAUGCUGUUCUGAAAAGGAUGUUUUGAAUUUACUGGUCUACUAUGCCAUGCGUUGUAAUGCACUCUUCCUUUGCACCAGAUGUAUUCAGGGACCUGUUACUGGUUUGCAAAUCUAUCGUACUUCUCAGAUUCCUUAUCCUCCAAAGGAAAAAAAACUUAUUUAAACAGGAACAAUCAGCUGAAAUGCCGAAUGCAAAACCGUUUAGUUUCACCUUACAAUAUCAAUAUAUAUAUAUAUAUAUAUAAUGGCUACUACCGUAUAAAUUGAAAAGGCACACUGUCAUUUAAACUCUAUUUAAUGCAGAAGCAACUCAUAUUUGCUAAAAGGAGCCGUUUGACCCUAACGUUAUACAAAUUAUUCUGCUUAUAUAUGAAUUGUUAUUGGAUGAACUCUCUACAAUGGUGCUAUAUCCAUUAAGAAGCCACAAAAGACACUGAUGAAAAGAUAAAUGAGCCAGCCAAGGUGGAAAUAUGAAUGUUUCACUUGUCCAUCUGUAUCUUAUUGCUGAAGUCUAAGCACAUGUAUGACAAAAUCAUUUCUCUUCAGCUCUGUGUCCUGUUGAACAACAAAUGUUGCCUUAGAAUUCUUGCACAUGAUCACACAGAUCUUCUUGUAGAUACAUCUCUAAUUUGAUACGUCAGUUGACAACUUUAACAUUUUAAUUAUACGUUACAAAAGAUCUCUUAAGAACAUUGUAGUAGUCAUAGCAUAUACUGUACGUAUAAUGCUUUCUCUGUAGGUAUAUUGUGUAUUAUUUCUGAAUUGUGCUUGUAGACCCUGUACAGCGCUUGCAAUGAUAAUAUAUCUGCAAAUGCCAGUUUGUAUGAAUGUAAAUGUUCCCGAUGUAUAGAAAAUCUUGUAUGGUUGACCAGUUAAAUUGUUCAGUUAUGUGCCAAAUUCUUUGAAACUUUUUUUGACAGUAGCAACUUUUAUUUAAAGUUGUAAAAUUCAGUAAAAUAUGAGUUUAUUUAAAGAUAAUGGGAUUACAAUUGAAACUGAGUUUGUUUUAUUAAAUAGAAUUCUUGUUUUGAUAUCAUUUGAUGUAAGUGGCUAUAUAUAUUGGUAUCUAGCACCUGUCACCUAGAUACAUUUAAUUGCACAAUUAUUUUGAAUUAAAACAGCUAUCAUAUUUUCUUAA